Molecule: messenger RNA, 2007 nt
Organism: Ziziphus jujuba (common jujube)
Lineage: Eukaryota; Viridiplantae; Streptophyta; Magnoliopsida; Rosales; Rhamnaceae
Product: mannosyltransferase APTG1
Exons: 9
Coding region: 169-1785 (538 amino acids)
Biological process (GO): GPI anchor biosynthetic process
Cellular component (GO): endoplasmic reticulum membrane
Molecular function (GO): alpha-1,2-mannosyltransferase activity
Source: RefSeq, a predicted model, not a curated record
GGAAAGUUCCGAUUAAAAAAAAGAAAAAAAGGUUGGGAGGAAUAUUUUGUAAUUUUCUCGAAGUGUGAUUGGACGAGAGGAAAAUUGAAAAAAUUGAAACCAUUUGAAAAUGACUCUCGGCGAAAGACAUGGAAUAGGCAUUCGCCAAACUGAGAGCUAGCAGGCACAAUGAGGCAGAGACACAGAGCCGAGGUUUCUCCACCAUCAUCAUCAUCAUCAUUGAGCUCAAACCGACCCGACAGGGCUCCUAAUUCCGAUCCGCAAGUGUCACCAAGAGCCAUCUUCGUACUCUGUUUGGCGUUCCGAAUCGCAAAUGCUCUGGUGGUGCAGACCUAUUUCAACCCAGACGAGCACUGGCAAGCCCUCGAAGUCGCUCACCGCAUCGUUUUUGGGUAUGGUCAUUUGACUUGGGAAUGGAAAAAAGGGAUUCGGAGCUACUUGCAUCCAUUGCUCUUUGCUUUGCUUUACAAAGUUCUAGCUUUGCUUGGUCUUGAUACACCAUGGUUCAUGAUAAAGGCCCCACGGCUGUUGCAGUCCAUAUUUUCUGCAGUUGGCGACUUGUAUUUGUACAAACUAUCUGAUCUCCUUUUUGACAAUUAUGUUGCGAAAUGGUCUCUCUUUUCUCAGUUGACAAAUUGGUUCAUGUUUUUCUGUUUCACUCGUACAUUUUCAAAUACUUUGGAGACUGUUCUUACCCUUGUGAGCCUUUACUACUGGCCCUGCAUGAGACCAGCUUCUGGCAAACCUCGCUUCUUGUCAAGGAGGUUGGGUGUGACUAUAGCAGCAUUUGCUUGUGCUAUUCGACCAACAAGUGCCAUAGUAUGGCUUUACGUUGGCUUUGUUGAGCUCUUUGAGGCGCGUGAUAGACUAAGAUUCGUUUUUCUUGAGGUUGCCCCUAUCGGGGUCCUGGUGCUUGGGCUUACUUGUAUUUUGGAUCGUUUGAUGUACGGAUCGUGGAUCUUAGUACCUCUUAAUUUUCUGAAGUUCAAUUUUCUUUCCUCUGGUGGAGAUUAUUAUGGAACUCACAAGUGGCACUGGUACUUCACUCAGGCAUUUCCAGUCAUGCUUCUCACUUUCUUGCCAUUUUCCAUAGCUGGCAUCAUGCAGUCCAGACAAUGGAAGAUUUCGGGUCUUAUUGCAUGGGUUUUAGGACUUUACAGUGUACUGGGUCACAAAGAAUUUAGGUUUGUUCUUCCUGUGCUUCCAAUAACUUUGAUGUUCUCUGGAUAUUCAUUAGCUACAAUGAGCAUGUCUUAUUCUCCAAAUGGUAGAAUGAAAGGGUCUUCAAACAUCCAUAAGAAGUGCCCGCCAAAAAUGCAAUUGGCUUUACUUUUCUUGCUAGCUACCAAUAUCCCAAUGGCUAUGUAUAUGAGUUUGGUUCAUCAGAGAGGAACUGAGGACGUAAUGAACCAUCUAUCCAAAGAAGUGCUCAAUGGGAAAGUGAGAAGUAUCAUUUUCUUAAUGCCUUGCCAUGCAACACCUUACUAUUCCACUCUCCACCGUAACAUCCCGAUGCAUUUUCUAGACUGCACGCCAUGCGAGGAUAAAGGAAUCCCAGAUGAGUCGGAUCGUUUCAUGAUGGACCCUGUUGGAUUUGUAUCUGAAUAUGCAAAGACCUGGUCUUUACCUAGUCAUAUUGUAUUAUUCGAGUCUGAAGAGAAACUGUUAAGGGAUUUUUUAAUAUCACAUUCUUUUAGAGAGGUCAAAAGAUUUUUCCAUGCUCACUUUAAGGUGGACCACGGUCUUCAAGCAUCAGUUGUCGUAUACGCUUCGACAAGCCAGUGAUCAUCUUCUGAUACAGCUGGGUUUUUGUAAUUGUAACCUUUGUACUUUUGAGUUUUCUUUUUACUUUAUGAAUAUGUAUUCAUUUUUUGUUCAAAAAUUAAAAUUUUGGUUUUUUAUGCGAUAAGUUAUUUUGAGAUAUCAACAAAUUUUAUACCUUGCUAUAUAACACAUAAGAGGAACAUUUUUUGAGGCCUAUAGUAAUUGCACUAAAUGAUUCUGAGA